AUGCAGAGAAGAAACAGAGAUGAUUUUUAUGCAACUAAAAGUGACUCGUUUGUGGAGGAUGACUUCAAGAUUCAAAUCAACACAUAUGAUCAUUACCAGGUAACGCCAUCGAUCUUUGAUAGAGAUGGGCCUAUAAAUAAAGAACAAGAAUUUUCAUUCCAUCACGUACCCGUUGUUAGAGUCUUUGGAUCCAUCCCAACGGGUCACAAUAUCAUUGCACAUAUCCAUGGAGCUUAUCCAUAUAUCUACAUCCCAUAUGAUAACCAAGAUUGUUUCAGAUUACAGCAAGUUUUAGAAGCAGCUAUAGCUUCAUCUCUGAAUAGAAAGAAAAGUGAUAAUGAAAAUACAAAUGAUAACCAUAAGGAAUCCAAAGUCUUCAAAUAUAUCGCCCAUAUAUCACUAUGCAAAGGUGUUCCAUUCUAUGGGUAUAAUGUUGGUUAUAAAGCAUUUUACAAAAUAUAUCUGCUUAAUCCUUCUUAUAGUAAUAGGUUAGCUGAAAUGCUCCGUGAUGGUAAAGCAACUGGUAAAAAAUAUGACUGCUAUGAAGUUCAUAUUCCAUAUGUAUUACAAUUUUUAUCUGAUUUUAAUUUAUUUGGUUGUGCUUGGCUUAGAUUGAAAAACCUAUAUUUAAGAUCACCUAUACUUUCAGAUGAUUCAUUAAAGACAGAUGAACUGGUUGAAUAUUUAACGGGGUUCCAACCCACUGAUGCUGAAAGAACAGGGUAUAGUGCAUUGGAAAUCGAUGUUUGUGCUCAAGAUAUAUUGAAUAGACUUGAUCUGAAAGAACGUGAAUUACACCAUGACUUUAUUGAAAAAUUCAAUCCACCAUCUUCUGAUAUUUACAUUCAAAGUACAAAAGAUUUAUGGAAAGACGGUGACUUUCAAAGGAAAGCUAAAGGUGAAGUCGAGUACUCAACACCUCAAUCAACUUUAAGAAGCCCAAAUGUCGAAUGGGUAGAGACGGAAGAGUUGAAUCAGUUAUUUGAAUAUGCAAAAAAGAUUAAUGGUGAAACAACUGCAGAUUUUAGCAACUUUAUCAAAAAAGGUUCAUGGGAGAACGAUCUAAAAAGCUCAUUCCAAACAGUUAGUGAAAUGUUUCAUGAACCAGAUUUGUACACCGACCACGAAAAGACAAUACAGAGUGAACAUUCUGGUGAAGAAGAUGAAUAUGAUCCAAAUGAUUUUCUUUUAGAUGAUUAUCAAGGCCCGGCUGUUAUGAAUCGGGAUGAUGAUUUAGAAAUCUUUGAAAACGCUAGAGAUGAUGACGAACGGAAUGCUGUUCCCGGUAUCUAUGAACCAGAAGACCCUAAUGAUUUUGAAGGUAGUGAUGAAUUUUUCUUAAGUGAAUCUCAAGAAAAGUUACAAAAUGCUCCAGAUAUUUCUGAUAUUCAUCUCACUCAAAACAUGAAUGUAAAGUUUACCCAAAAUAAUGAUCUUUCUAGAGUACUGAGCUCAUUGGAUUCUUCUACCAAAGUGAAGAAUAAGUUUCCUAAGCUUGCCGAAUCAAGAUUUAUUUAUAGCAAGGCACCACCACUUGACUUGGAUUUUGGAGCAGUUGGGCUACCUCAAAUAGACUAUAAUGAUCCGUUUUACACUGAAGAAAAACCCAAGCCAUUCGUUUUUGGUGGGAAGAAGUUCAAUUUGAAAUCAAAAGCUCCAAAGGAUCUUGAUGGAUUAGAGGUACACGGGGAAUCAAUAUCAAAAGAAAUUGAGAAAGGUUUUGUGUUACAGGAGAAUACUUUCAAGUCGUGGAGGUAUAUUAAAAAACCACCAUCUUUCAACCAAGUUAAGAAUUUUGUCUAUGGAAGCCAGAUCAAAUCUCAAAUUGGUGUUACUCAAAGGCAUAAGUUUGCUUCACCUCAAACCAAUGAAAGAAGACCCGAUGGGUCAAAUCAUAUGACAGUCUUAAUAGUCGAGGUUCAUUCUAAUACGAGAGAAAGUUUAAGGCCAGACCCAAAAUAUGAUGAGGUUUCUGCAAUUUUUUGGAAAACUAUGAAUGGAUCAACACACAGGGAGGGUGUUUACCUUUUAAAUGUCAAACAACCUGUCCCCGACAAAGAAGUCACACAUUUCAUAAGUGAACUUGAAAUGUUUGAAAGCUUCACAACAUUUGUCAGAAAAUUUGACCCUGAUAUAAUAUCAGGUUUUGAAGUUCAAUCAGGAUCAUGGGGGUACUUGAUUGAAAGAGCAAGAGCUAUAUAUGAAUUUGAUUUUGUCCCUGAGCUUUCAAGAGUCCACUUUAAGGCUCAUAAUAAAAUGGGUGAUCAUUGGGGGUAUACACAUACGUCAAGUAUCAAGGUUUGUGGAAGACAAGUUUUGAAUAUAUGGAGACCACUGAGAAGGCUAAAUUUACUAAAGUACACCAUUGAGAAUGUUGCUUAUCAUGCGUUACAUGAACGUUUACCUCAUUAUUCAAACAAGACUUUGACAAAGAUGUUCCAAGACGAUUUUCUAUCAUUAUCUAGUCAUUAUUUUAAGAAGCUAGAGAUCGAUGGAAGAUUAAUAGAUACUCAAGAACUGAUAACUAGAGCGGCGGAAGAAGCUAGAUUGAUUGGUAUCGAUUUUAAUGACGUUUAUUAUAGGGGAUCACAGUACAAAGUUGAAUCGUUCAUGGUCAGGAUGGCAAAAGCUGAGAAUUUUAUGUUAUUUUCACCAAGUAAGAGACAAGUCAGAAAACAAAAACCCUUGGAAUGUAUACCAUUAGUGAUGGAACCUAUAUCUGCAUACUAUAAGAGUCCUUUAAUUGUUCUUGAUUUUCAAUCUUUAUACCCAUCAAUUGUUAUCGCAUAUAACUAUUGUUAUUCAACAUUAUUGGGAAGAUUGAGAAAUUACUCAAAUGGUCCUAAUCAUAUUGGUACUAGUCAUGUCAAACAUCCACCAGGGCUUUUGAAGUUACUUGAAAAUGAUAUCAAUAUUUCACCGAACGGUUUAAUGUUUGCUAAAUCAUCAGUUAGGAAAUCAUUAUUGGCAAAGAUGUUGGAAGAGAUUUUAGACACAAGAUUUAUGGUGAAAUCAACCAUGAAGUUUCUUGACGAGAAUAUGAAACAAUUGUACAAUAGUCGACAAUUAGCUUUGAAAUUAAUUGCUAAUGUUACCUAUGGUUAUACUUCAGCUUCGUUUUCGGGAAGAAUGCCAUGUUCUGAUAUUGCUGAUGCUAUUGUGCAAACAGGGAGAGAAACUUUGGAUAAAGCAGUUGAUAUCAUUGAAGGACAAUCAAGUUGGGGUGCGAAAGUGGUAUAUGGUGAUACUGAUAGUUUAUUUGUUUAUUUACCAGGCAGAAGUCGUGAUGAUGCUUUCAGAAUUGGUAAAGAGAUGGCUGAUGCAGUUACAAAGAGCAACCCAGAUCCUGUAACUUUAAAGUUUGAAAAGGUUUAUCAUCCAUGUGUUUUGAUGGCUAAGAAACGAUAUGUGGGUUAUUCUUAUGAAAAUAUUAAUUCACCAGUUAAAUUUGAUGCAAAAGGUAUUGAGACCGUCAGAAGAGACGGACAUCCAGCUCAACAGCAUAUAGUUGAAAAAUGUCUUAGAAUACUUUUCGAGACUAAUGAUAUUUCACAAAUAAAGAAUUUUGUUCAAGAUCAAUUCAAUAAAAUUACAUACAAUAAAGUAUCUAUUCAAGAUUUUUGUUUUGCCAAAGAAGUGAAAAUUGGGACCUAUAAACAACCACCACCAGGUGCUGUUGUUAGUACAAAACUAAUGGAACAAGAUUCAAGGGCUGAACCACAAUACAAAGAAAGAGUUCCGUAUGUGAUUAUUCAAGAAACCGGUUCAAUUUUAAGAGAAAGGGCUAGGACACCAGAACAAUUUAUCGAGAAUAAUUAUAAAUUAGAUGCCGAGUAUUAUAUUGUCAAGACGUUGAUACCACCUUUAGAGAGGAUAUUCAAUCUUCUUGGUGUUGAUGUCAAACCAUGGUAUAAUGAACUACCGAGACCUGCUAAAAGAAGUUCAAUUUACAAUUCUAUUUGUUUAUCUUGCAACGUUCCCACGAAAUCAAAUCUAUGUCAAAGCUGCCGAAAUGAUGAGCUUAAAACAGUGUUAAAUUUAAAUCAAAGAAUGAAACAGAUUGAGGGGAGGAUGAAAGAUUUGAUGACAGUAUGCAGAUCAUGUUCAGGUCAUUCUGUUUCCUGUGAAUCACAUGAUUGUCCAGUUUAUUACACUAGGGUCAAAGAAGGAAAGAAGUUGGAGGCUGCAGUACAAGAUAGAAAGAGGUUAAAGAAAGAGAUCGAUUGGUAA
Hansenula ciferrii is the source of this 4230-nucleotide messenger RNA. It is a transcript of the gene REV3, whose product is annotated as DNA-directed DNA polymerase. Gene Ontology annotation, biological process: error-prone translesion synthesis; double-strand break repair via homologous recombination. Gene Ontology annotation, molecular function: DNA-directed DNA polymerase activity; nucleotide binding; DNA binding. Gene Ontology annotation, cellular component: zeta DNA polymerase complex; nucleus. Bases 1 to 4230 code for a protein of 1409 amino acids. The record is from RefSeq and is a predicted model, not a curated record. The transcript has a single exon. NCBI's taxonomy places the organism in Eukaryota, Fungi, Ascomycota, Saccharomycetes, Phaffomycetales, Wickerhamomycetaceae.